Messenger RNA from Sorex araneus (European shrew), 2343 nucleotides. It is a transcript of the gene FECH, whose product is annotated as ferrochelatase. The transcript has 11 exons. Gene Ontology annotation, biological process: heme biosynthetic process. Bases 115 to 1353 code for a protein of 412 amino acids. The record is from RefSeq and is a predicted model, not a curated record. Lineage: Eukaryota; Metazoa; Chordata; Mammalia; Eulipotyphla; Soricidae. Gene Ontology annotation, molecular function: protoporphyrin ferrochelatase activity.
GGCGCGGGGCGCGGCGUGGGGCUGCGGUCCGGGCGGUAGUCGGCGCGCUCCCGGCGGCAGGAACGUAGCGGCCCGGCGCGCGCUGUCCCGGGAACGCUUUCCGCGGGCACCAACAUGGCUGCGGCCCUCCGUGCUGCGGCCGUCCUCCGCGCCCGGCUGGUGCAGGGCGGCUCCUGGGCUCAGCAGCUGCGGAGAUGCCAGUCAGGUGCAGCGCCCGCCACCAGGGCAGAACCGUGUGCCCGAAGCCCCCAGCCUCAGGCCCACCCGGGGAAGAGGAAGCCCAAGACUGGAAUAUUGAUGCUGAACAUGGGCGGGCCGGAGACCCUCGCUGAUGUGCACGACUUCCUGCUCCGGCUCUUCUUGGACCGAGACCUCAUGACCCUUCCUUUCCAAAGCAAGCUGGCCCCGCUCAUCGCCAAGCGCCGGACCCCCAAGAUUCAGGAGCAGUACAGCAAGAUCGGAGGCGGCUCCCCCAUCAAGAGGUGGACGUCCACGCAGGGCGAGGGCAUGGUGAAGCUGCUGGACGAGCUGUCCCCCGACACAGCCCCGCACAAGUACUACAUCGGUUUCCGGUAUGUCCACCCGCUCACGGAGGAGGCCAUCGAGGAGAUGGAGAGGGACGGGCUGGAGCGGGCCAUCGCCUUCACCCAGUACCCGCAGUACAGCUGCUCCACCACGGGCAGCAGCCUGAACGCCAUUUUCAGGUACUACAGGGAGACGGGACGGCAGCCCGGGAUGAAGUGGAGCACCAUCGACAGGUGGCCCACGCACCCCCUCCUCAUCCAGUGCUUUGCGGAAAGCAUUCAGAAGGAACUGGAGCAGUUCCCGCCCGAGAAGCGAAGCGACGUGGUCAUCCUCUUCUCCGCUCACUCGCUGCCCCUGUCGGUGGUCAACAGAGGGGACCCUUACCCACAGGAGGUGGGGGCCACUGUCCAGAGGGUCAUGGACAAGCUGGGCUUCUCCAACCCCUACCGGCUGGUGUGGCAGUCCAAGGUGGGGCCGAUGCCCUGGCUGGGCCCUCAGACGGAGGAGACCAUCCGGGGGCUGUGCAAGAGGGGCCGGAAGAACAUCCUGCUGGUCCCCAUUGCCUUCACGAGCGAUCACAUCGAGACCCUGUAUGAGCUGGACAUCGAGUGCUCGAAGGUGCUGGCCCAGGAGUGUGGCGCCGAGAGCAUCCGCAGAGCCGAGUCCCUUAAUGGAAAUCCAUUGUUCUCCAAGGCCCUGGCCGACCUGGUGCACGCGCACAUCCGGUCCAACGAGCGCUGCUCCACGCAGCUGACGCUCAGCUGCCCGCUCUGCGUGAACCCUGUCUGCAGGGAGACCAAGUCCUUCUUCGCCAGCCAGCCGCUGUGACCGCUCCCCCGACCCCCCACCCCGGGUUCAGCGGGGUGCUGGGGCUCAGCGGACGCCUCCAGAGACAGGGGAUGGUGCCUUGGAAUCCAGGCAGGCGGCGGCCUCGGCCUGGGCGUGUUUCCUGAGUAGACAUUUGACCUUCGAGUCCGUUUUAUAUGCCCGGGCCAUGGCCAUUUCGAUUUCUUCUCUCUCGGUAAAGCUACUCGUUUGGAAUGUCCACUACGCUAUUUAAAAAAAAAAAAAAAAAGACAUUUAAAAAAUUUUAUCUCCUCAGCUGUGCGCAUAAUUUUAAAUUGAGCUUUCUGGCUUUACCGCUGAAAAUGCUGUCUGCCGGGGUCCUGGGCGACCCCCUCGGUGGGGAGGUGGGAAACGAGAUGUCACCUGAAUUGGAAGAUGUUCCCUCAGCCUUUCAGGUCACCGGGGGCCAGGCCCCAUGGGGGGCCCGGGGUCACUUUGGCCCAUAAGGGCCCCCCCCCUCACGUGUGAACCUUCCCUCCUCUCCUCGCCUCCAGCUGGAAUCGAGUGCGGGCUGGAGGUGCUUCUCAGACAGGGGCUGGGCGUGGGCGCCACGCCCUCCUCAGGGGCACCCCAGCUCCCGGUUGCAGGGGUCCCCACAUGGGAGAGGCGAGCACACGUCUCACCUUCAAGGCUGCCCCUCCUGGGGUCCCUGGGGUGACGCCCGCUUGCUGUGUCUCGGUGCGAAGGUUCUCCUGUGAGUCGGCCCAGCUCUGUGCCCCGAGUCCUUUUCUUGGCGGGCCCUUAGGUGGUCUUGCUGCCAGCCGCUUGGGAGCCAGGGUGAGGCAGCCGGCAGCCGUGGUGCCGUCUUUCACGCCUACCUUCCUAGUGGAUUCUUUUUUUUAAUGCCAUUGUCACCUUGAAUUGGUGAAUGAAACAUUGUUCUCCAGAUGGAGAAACCGCGGGAGAUCAGAAGCUGGUCUUUCCUGACCUGGAUGGAAAUGGAUUAAAGCAGAAUCUCUGAUGGACCCGCCA